Molecule: messenger RNA, 609 nt
Organism: Mucor velutinosus
Lineage: Eukaryota; Fungi; Mucoromycota; Mucoromycetes; Mucorales; Mucoraceae
Exons: 1
Coding region: 1-609 (202 amino acids)
Biological process (GO): response to hydrogen peroxide; protein complex oligomerization; protein folding
Source: RefSeq, a predicted model, not a curated record
AUGUCAUAUUCACUCACAAACCGCUUAUUCUCUGACGCUCUUCGUGAUAUGCAACGAGCCAUGGCUGCAUUCGAGCAACCCUUGUUUGCUGUUCCUACUGGUGCAUUGAUGGGUCCAUCGUCCAAUACUCCCUCCUUGUCACGCUCUACUCAUGGUGCUUUCCAUCCUACCACAGAUAUGAUUGAGACGCCUGACGCCUAUGAGUUGCAUGCUGAACUGCCCGGUUAUGACAAAAAGGACAUCAAGAUUGAAAUGCCUGAUAGCAAUACUUUGGUGAUCAGUGGUAAUGUAGCCAAGGAGUACAAGUCUCAAGGUCCAUCUGGUGAAGAUACCGCUACCGAUGCAACUACUGAUGAAGCUUCUGCUAGCAAAGAAAGCCAACAAAUGACUACAACUGCAAAGGAUCAAGAUAAGCAAGUUGGUAAGCACUCUGCUGGACACAAGUGGCUGGUUCAAGAACGUACAACUGGUUCGUUUGUCAGAACUUUCACUUUGCCAAUUGCUGUCAAGUCUGAAACUAUCAAGGCUUCUUAUAACAAUGGCGUUCUCAAGGUUGUUAUUCCCAAGGCUGAGAACAAGCAGACCAAUAAUCAGAUCACCAUUGAUUAA